AUGAAUAAUAGUGAAAAAGUUGAACUUAUUCUGAUUUUUGGGGAAUGUAAUCGUAGUUCUCGACAACAUAUCGGGUUUACGCAGAUCGGUAGAAGAUAUUAUCUAGAUUUUCUAGUUUAUCAAUUAGCAUUACUGUUAGAAAACGUUCCAUUAGCCAUGCGGGAAAAUAGGUAUUUUCAACAAGACGGUGCACCAGCACACAACGACAUUAUUGUUAAAAAAUAUUUAGAUGAAAUUUUUCCUAACCGAUGGAUUGGUACCCAUGGAGUAAUUCCAUGGCCGGCAAGAUCUCAAGACUUGACCCCAUUGGAUUUUUUUUAUGGGGACAUUUAA
Macrosiphum euphorbiae (potato aphid) is the source of this 333-nucleotide messenger RNA. The record is from the annotation of a GenBank genome assembly. Lineage: Eukaryota; Metazoa; Arthropoda; Insecta; Hemiptera; Aphididae.